Messenger RNA from Tachysurus vachellii, 1646 nucleotides. Its product is annotated as transmembrane protein 100. The transcript has a single exon. Lineage: Eukaryota; Metazoa; Chordata; Actinopteri; Siluriformes; Bagridae. Bases 234 to 620 code for a protein of 128 amino acids. The record is from RefSeq and is a predicted model, not a curated record. Gene Ontology annotation, biological process: cellular response to BMP stimulus.
UGCUGCUGAUUCACAGUGCAGACUAUUGUAACACUGCACAGCCUAGAAAGAGAGGAGGACUGUGCAGGGACUUCAGACCUUUUUUUGCUGGUCACACUCAUCUUGCACAUAGUUUCACAUCUGCCUGUUUAGAUCUAGCCUUCAUCUUUUCUCAAAUCAGGACUGGAUUUGGAGUACAGUAGAGGAAGUUUCCACCUGGCCUCCAACAAACUCACUGGCAUUUGGUUUUUACGAUGGGCUGUACUACAGGGCACCUGGCAUGCCAGCCCCAGCCUUCUUCAAGCAACAACCAAGAGGGACAGACUCAGGAGGGGGCAGCUAAAGUACCAGAGGUCCUAUCAUCUUUGGAGAAGCUUUCUCAGGCAACAGGGGGCAUGGAGAAAUCUUGGUAUCGCUGCAUCUUCCCCUUUGGAAUCAUCUCACUGGUGAUUGGUAUAGCUGGCACAAGCGUGACCUACACAUACAAUGAUCUCCCUCAGACCAAGGUGGUGUCAGUGGUCUUGCUGAUUGUCGGGUUGGUCCUGGUGGUAAUGGCUGCUGCCUGUUGGACAGCACAUAAGAAGAAACGCAGGAAAAAGAAAGAGGGAGGUCCAUUUACCACUGAACAGUGUCCCCUGUGACUAAGGGGAGAGACUAGUAGAAUGAAGAUUUGAUUGACAACACGUGGAGUUGUUAUACCACCUUGCUUUUUGUUUAGCAUUUUGUUUUGCCAAACGUCUGCCCAUGUGUUCACUCAGGAAGCAGCAGUGUGAACAUGCAAAUAGGACAGCUGGCCAGUGUGUUCAGGAUACCCCCAGGGAGCAAAGGAACCUACUGGACAAAUAUAAGCGUUCACACACAUGGUUUACCACCACUCAGCAAGUGUCUGGUGUCAAAACAACUCCAGAGCCACAUAUACAUUUAAGACUCUAAACGCUUGGGCCGUAACACCAAGCCUCUGCUGAAGUCAGUGCUGCCGUCAACACAGCCGUCAGUCCCCUGCAUUCCUGCCCUUGGGGCCAAAUGGCUACCCAAGGCUAGCAAAGAAGUGAUCCGGUGAGGGCAACCAGACACCGCGACGAAAAGCAGAAGUGCAAAUCCGUAAUCGGCGCACGUCAUUCUCCUGUCCUGUGACACUACAGCAAUGUGUGAGCUUUUUUAUGCAACGGGAGAGUGGAACCUGAGUCGAGCCUCAGCUAGUCACUACUGGUGAGAGAAGGCAUGAGCAGGAAACAUUGCUUGUGUUUGUGCGUGCAGGCAGAAAUACGGAGAACUGCAAGCAUGGUGCAUGGAAUUCUACUUCAUUCUCUGUCCCGGUUUUCUGAUAUCAGGCUGGGUGUAGUGGAUGCUUGGAAAGCAGUGACCAUUUUCCUUGAAGUCAAGCUUCUUUCUGAUUUCAGUUCCUGUCUUCGAUCAAUACAGCUGAUCUGGCUAGGCAAGUAGAUUGAUUACCUGUAGCAUGUGUGUUGAGUUAGAGUUGGAACUGAAUUCUAUAGGAAGGUGUGCUCCUCUGUGCACCAAAAGCGGUUAAGUUGAGGAUUUUUAAUACUAUAAACAUUUAUAAACCUCUGGUUUCUUCGCUGUAGGUGUGCGCCUCUAAUCACUCUCAGGCCCUUGCACAGCAGCAUUUAAGGAAUAUAUAAGUAAAAAUAACAAACCAAAGCCCA